Molecule: messenger RNA, 2103 nt
Organism: Eptesicus fuscus (big brown bat)
Lineage: Eukaryota; Metazoa; Chordata; Mammalia; Chiroptera; Vespertilionidae
Gene: SPMAP2L
Product: theg spermatid protein like
Exons: 9
Coding region: 133-1638 (501 amino acids)
Source: RefSeq, a predicted model, not a curated record
GUCCGGUGGCCGGUGCUGCGGGUGGGCUGGGGCAGGGCGCGGGCGGUAACUCAUCCUUCUGCCUUCGCGCCAAGGCCAACCGCGACCCAGCUAGGGUCGGCGCCCCGCGCCACCGGAGCUUCCCGGGCCCCCAUGAAGAACCAGGAGUUUCUGGGUUCGUCCGAGCUAUCCGAUGGGCAUGAUACGACGGAAAUACCCGCCAGCUCGAGAGCUCCCCGGGCACCCUUCGUACAAGGCAUCCUGAACGUGCUGGACGAACAGGAGCCGGAGCUGGAGCUGGAGCCGGAGCCCAAGGCGUCGGAGGCAGCCACUGAGCAAGGCCGGCCAGAGGAGAUCUCCGAGGCCUAUGAGCCGUACAUCAUCUGUGAGCCCCACACACGCUGUGAGCCCCCUGAGCCCUCGGAGCUCAACGCUCCCUACGAACUCUACGAGUCCUACGAGCCCUACGAGCCCUACGAGCCCUUCGAGUCCUACGAGCCCCCGGAGCCCCAGGAGCCCCGUCAGCCCCACAAGCACCGGAAGCAUCGCAAGCCCCAGGGGCCUCGCAAGUUCCAGGAGCACCAUGCGCUCUACGACCCCCAAAAGCUCCGUGCGCCCCGUAAGUCCCAGGGGUCCCAAGUGUCCCACGAGGCCCACAAGGCCCACAAAGCCGAGCUGCCGCCCAGCGCCACCAUGGCCAUGGCUCCGUCUCCGGUGACCAGAAACCCGCCGCGGACUUCCCUGUCUUCCCGGAGCGAGCAUAGUUCCUAUGACUUUGCAAGGAAAAGUUCUUUUUCUAGGAAGAGAAUUCAAGAACUUUCUAAGCCUAAAAAACAGUGGGGAACCCCAGAUAGAAAGCUGUCUUGGGGAAAUCAAGAUCCUAUUCGCCCUGUUUGCCGUGGUGCUUUGAAGAGUCAGAUGACCAAAAGACUCGAGAGCCUUGCCCAGCCCAAGGAGGUCUCCCACAAAUAUGUACCGAACAGGGCUCAAUAUUACUACAACUGCGGUAGAGGGUCUGCAAUCUGGGAUAUCCCUCCUUUCGUUCUGAUAAGAAAACCUUCCAGAAGGAUCCAGAGGCUGUCACAGCCUAACAGAUUCAGGAAAAUACAGAUAAUGAACAGGUCCCUCAGUGAUUACAUAACAAGAGAUUCUCUUUCAUACUGUGCUCCUUCUCCCCGGAUAUUACGACUCUCAAUAGCCAAAGGCCUAAGUCCAGACUAUGUUCCUCCAAAAGAUGUUGAAACCAAGAUUGUAGCUUCUGCCCUGCAUGCUGUCGCAACUCCAAGAAUUAUAGACCUUGCCUGUCCAAAGAUCAAGAUAGAGGGUCUGUGCUAUCCAAGAGAAAGAACUGACAUGCCCAUCCGUCCCAUAACCCAAGCUGCCUUGCUAAACAUACCUAGCCCUCGAACAGUGUCUCUAGCUAAGGCCAAAACUCUUCAUCAGGAUUAUUUACCUGACCGUGAUCCCUACUGGCCAGUCUCUUACGCUGCUGCACAUUCCAAAAUAUCUCCCAGAAUUGAAGAACUAGCUAAUCCAAGUGCAAGGACUCCCAUGCACAUUGUGUACUAUGACCCAGCAGUCUUCAACGUCAAGCCAGCUGCUCUGAAAGCACAAUGUUCUCCGCGGAUCCAGGAGUUGGCAGAACCUCUUACCCGUUAAACAUGGACACCUACAUCUCCUCCUCUCUAGCUGUGUAUCUAGAAGACAUUAGAUGACUUAGUUCCCUCCUCUGGUACUGUCAGUCUGUAUUCACCCCACAACCUCAAAAACAAACGAGACCUCCAGGGAACACCGCGUGGACCAUCAAGGAGCAAUUGCUGCCGGGGCCUGGGACCACAUGUCACGCAGGUUUGGGGACUCCAGCAAUGGAAGAGACAGCCCGCCUUAUCCUUACCACCUUCUCACAAGCGUCCUGGCUGUCUCGCUGUGGUGGCUGACCUGAAGAAACACGCUUCCUUCCAUUGGCCGGUUUUGCUUUCCUCGUCCCAGUGAGAUCCACAUUCCCCAGGAGCUGACCUCGCCUGGGUCCCUUCUCUCAUGAGUCCUAAAAAUUGAAAACAGUCUGUGUUACUUGUCCAACCUCCCCUCGUUUCUGAGAAAUAACACUGAAAUAGUGGAACCUUU